CAGAAGUAGAAUUGUUCGUAAUUUGUCGCUGACUCGUGAUCGUACCUCAGAGGUGAAGUGUCCUAGGUAAAAGGAGGAAGUUCCAGCAACAGCAAAGUUCUAACUCAACAUUGUGAAGUGUGUUUGCUCUAGGAAAAACAGUCACAGGAAAACAAAACGAGCGAAGAAAUAAUAAAAAAAUAACUGUUCCUUCACCGAGUCCUGAGAGGAGUCAAGCAUUAGACGUGACAAUUCCACCGAAAGCAAUUUCGCCCCGAAAGCAGUGUGUUUCCGUUUGAUAUUUUUCUUAAAAAUAUUAAAGAAAAUAAAGCGUGGACCGGAAAUCCCACUCUAGGUGUGUGAAAGGCGCCAAAUACUUUGCAAAAAAAACAACAUAAAGUUCGUAACUGAUCAACUGUUCAAUAAGCCCGAAAACGACGAGCUCCAUCGUUGCAGCGGUUAAAAAGUGCAUUUUUUUGGGGAAAUCUCAAGAAUCAAAACACAGAACCACCACCAGCACCGCCACAGUCACCUUCCGCUGCUACAGUAAUGGCCGUUGCCGCUGCUCAGAAGAACCGCGAAAUGUUCGCCAUCAAGAAGUCGUACAGCAUUGAGAAUGGCUACCCAUCCCGCCGCCGUUCUCUGGUGGACGACGCCCGUUUCGAAACAAUUGUAGUCAAGCAGACCAAACAGACCGUUCUUGACGAGGCCCGAGUAAAGGCCAACGAUUCUAGUUUGGAAAGCUCCGUGCCACAGGCCCCAGAACAGAAUCCACAAGUUGACGAACUUCCGUGCAAACAGGAAGAAAUUUUGCCCAGUGGAGAAAAAGAUGAAGAGAAAGACGCCGGCCUGACGGAAGAAGAAGUGGUACUACAAAAUGCCGCAUCGGAGUCACCCGAAGCCGAAAAAGAAGUCGUGCGUGCUGCCGUUGUAGUCCGUCUACGCGACGGCAUGGGCUCACUGGGACGUAUCCUGAAGGCGGUCGAAACGUUCCACGGUACCGUCGCCCACCUGGAGUCGCGCCAGUCGCGCAGCGAGGGCGUCAUGUUCGAUGUGCUCAUCAAGGUUGAUAUGGCCCGCGUCAAUCUGCUGCAGCUGAUCCGUUCGCUGCGGCAGACGUCGUCGUUCGGCAGCGUUUCGCUGCUGGCCGAGAACAACGUCAACGUGAAGGCUCCCUGGUUCCCGAAGCAUGCUUCCGAGCUGGACAACUGCAACCAUCUGAUGACCAAGUACGAACCGGAUCUGGACAUGAACCAUCCUGGUUUCGCGGAUCAGGUGUACCGCGCCCGCCGAAAGGAAAUCGCCGAGAUUGCAUUCAGCUACAAGUACGGUGACCCAAUCCCGUACAUCGAAUACACCGAGACCGAGAACAAGACCUGGUCGGCGGUGUUCGUUCGCGUCAAGGAGCUGAUGCAGAAGCACGCCUGCAGCGAGUAUAUUGCCGUGUUCAAGAAACUGGAGGACGAGAAGAUCUUCGUCCAAGAGCGCAUCCCACAGCUGCAGGAGAUGAGCGAUUUCCUGCGCCGGAACACCGGAUUCACGCUUCGCCCCGCGGCCGGUCUGCUGACCGCUCGCGAUUUCCUCGCGUCGCUAUCGUUCCGUAUCUUUCAAAGCACACAGUACGUGCGCCACAUCAACUCGCCAUACCACACCCCGGAACCCGAUUGCAUCCACGAGCUGCUGGGCCACAUGCCGCUGUUGGCCGAUCCGAGCUUUGCACAAUUCUCGCAAGAAAUCGGAUUAGCUUCGCUGGGAGCAUCGGAUGAAGAAAUCGAAAAGCUUUCUACGGUGUACUGGUUUACGGUCGAGUUCGGUUUGUGCAAGGAGAAGGACGAGGUCAAGGCGUACGGUGCCGGGUUGCUGUCCGCCUACGGCGAGCUGCUGCACGCCAUCAGCGACAAACCGGAACACCGCGCAUUCGAUCCGGCCAGCACUGCCGUCCAGCCCUAUCAGGACCAGGAGUACCAACCGAUCUAUUACGUCGCCGAGAGCUUCGAGGAUGCUAAGGAAAAGUUCAGACGCUGGGUAUCGACGAUGUCCCGCCCAUUCGAGGUACGCUUCAAUCCGCACACCGAGCGGGUGGAAGUGCUCGACUCCGUCGAGAAGCUCGACACUCUCAUUUCCCAGCUGAACACCGAAAUCCUGCACUUGACGAAUGCGAUCGACAAGCUGCGACAACCGUUCUGUUAAGAGCCAUCGAAGGUACCUUCCAAGCGGUUCCAAUGUACGAACGACAAUAUUCGCAACUUUAUAUUGCACGUUAAGCACCCACUUUUCAUCACCAUGGGAAAACUCUUCCAACACUCGGGGUCUCAAUUGCAACAGGUCUCAUUUAGUUUUCAACAUUCCACGCCUUCGCCUAGGACGCUAGGCCGAGUGCGCCGCAAGUCGAACCAUUAGGCAGCUAACGUUCAUAUUUUCCGGAGAAUAUGAACGCUCCCAACAACAGCAGGAUCCUGAAACCUCUCGAAACACUUCCAGGCCAAACUUUUGGACUUCGAACAAAAUUUCGCGUUCUGAGUGUUAAACUUACAUACAGCGAAAAUCUUUAAUUCCUCCCCACCCUUUCGGUAACUAUCUCUUCAUUGCUCUUACUCAUCAUCGGAAGUCGAAGUUCAGAAUCCUUAGAAUCGCCCCUGCUGCGUAUGUCCCACCACUAAACCCUCGUUGCAACAAGCCCUUAUUGUACAUCACUUCACUGUAGAGUAGGAAUAUUGUUUUUCAGGAAGCCUAUCUUUUAUUUAAAGAGCGUAACUUAAGUAUUAUUUACUAUUUAAAUUAGGGUAUACUUAAAUUAUUCCGUAUAUUUUGAGCUAGAACAUGUUGCAGCUUUUUCUCUCAGAUCAGAUCAGAUUAUUGUAGAUGCUAGGGCAGGCCCCGCCGAGUUUCUCGAUUAGUAGGGAAAUCUCCCCUUCUACGUCCGCGAAAGAGUGACUGCUUUUGUGGUGACAAAACACCAUCGUGUAAUAGCUCCCUACAAAAGAGCGAUUCCGGUCGGGGCCAUUUGUUUCUUCAAAACAGCCAAAUUCCUCGAUUGUCAUUUACUUUACAGUUUUAUUGCAUUAUUUUUUUAUAUGAAACAAGCAUAUACAUAAAUAUUUGUAAAGAGUCACUUACGCAAGCAGAAAAAAAGGCAAGACGAAAUUGUAAUGUACAUUUGGACAAGAGAUGUUAAAGAAUUAAAGAACACUUGGAACAUAAAAUUACACAUUACUAUUCGCACUACUAAAAACUACGAAAAAAUCCAGUAGGUGUCUAUACUACUUACAACAUAAAAAAAGCAACAUUCUACUUUAAUCUAGAAAACGUAUGUGUCUGCGAUAUUGUAUAAGAUUUUAAGAUGAGCGUUAUUUUAUCCUGACGGUUGAUUCUAGUUAAGCCAAGCCAGCAUGCAAGCAAGCAAACAAAGCGAAUGAAUAUUUUACGAUUACGAUUCAGAAACUAUACGUAUACGCGCGAAUGAGUCAAAUAAUCAGUAGUAACUCUAAAAUAUCCUAUCCGCAAAUCGUAGCAAAAAAGGACACGAAAUCAAAAGCAAAAAAAAAGUUAACAACACUGCAAAUCCCUUUUCGGUUGAUCUCGGCCCUCGGUCUCAUGCCCCGACGAACUGCUCAAAUACUCUUCCGUUUCGAAUAAGUUUGGAUUUUAUUUUUGCGUUUUAAUUGUGUACACAGCUGCUGUUCACUCUCGCCGAAAUGGAAAAAGAAAACCAGACCGGCGAGAGAAGUGUUGUUGAUAUAAACAUAGAGUCAAACAUUCCCAAACACACCGGGAAAUUGUAGACGAGAAAAAAAUAUUUACGCUGAUUGUUGAACCAUUGUACGAGCUAUAUUUUGAGCAAUACAGAUAAGAA
Messenger RNA from Sabethes cyaneus, 3832 nucleotides. Its product is annotated as tyrosine 3-monooxygenase-like. NCBI's taxonomy places the organism in Eukaryota, Metazoa, Arthropoda, Insecta, Diptera, Culicidae. Bases 529 to 2169 code for a protein of 546 amino acids. The record is from RefSeq and is a predicted model, not a curated record. Gene Ontology annotation, biological process: dopamine biosynthetic process from tyrosine. The transcript has 8 exons. Gene Ontology annotation, cellular component: cytoplasm; axon; perikaryon. Gene Ontology annotation, molecular function: iron ion binding; tyrosine 3-monooxygenase activity.